Molecule: messenger RNA, 1035 nt
Organism: Setaria italica (foxtail millet)
Lineage: Eukaryota; Viridiplantae; Streptophyta; Magnoliopsida; Poales; Poaceae
Product: peroxidase P7
Exons: 2
Coding region: 34-1035 (333 amino acids)
Biological process (GO): hydrogen peroxide catabolic process; response to oxidative stress
Molecular function (GO): heme binding; peroxidase activity
Source: RefSeq, a predicted model, not a curated record
GAACAACAUCUUCAGCUAGCUCUUUGCCACACUAUGUCACCGUCGAGGAGCUCUUCUUGGCUUACUCCGCUGAUCCUCUCUGUCCUUUUCGCAUGCACCGCCAAUGGUGACCACCACCUCUCGGUCCGCUACUACGACGAGACGUGCCCGAGCGCGCAGCACAUCGUGCACUCCGUGAUGGCGUCCAAGGUCGCCGCCGACCAGGCGAUAGCCCCCGCCGUUCUCCGCCUCUUCUUCCACGACUGCUUCAUAAACGGGUGCGACGGCUCCGUCCUCCUGGACGACGGCACGCCCUUCUUCGAGAGCGAGAAGGCCGCCGAGCCCAACGACUCUCUCCGCGGCUUCGACGUGAUCGACGAGAUCAAGUCCCACCUCGAGCACUCCUGCCCGGCCACCGUCUCCUGUGCCGACAUCCUCGCCCUGGCCUCCCGGGAUGCCGUCGCCCUGCUCGGAGGCCCGGCAUGGAGUGUGCAGCUCGGCCGCAAGGACUCGCGUGGCGCCGACAGGGACGCCGCCGAGAACGACCUCCCGUCCCCGCACGCCAACCUCACAGGCCUCAUCGCCGCGUUCGCCGAACACGGCCUCGACGCCCGCGACAUGGUCGCGCUCUCGGGCGCGCACACCGUUGGCACGGCGCGGUGCGUCCACUACAAGGCCCGCGUCUACGGCCGGGAGGAGGGCGGCCGCGCCGACAUCGACCCCUCCUUCGCGGAGCUCCGAAGGCAGACGUGCCAGGGCGACGGCGACGAUGCCGCGGCGCCGUUCGACGAGCAGACACCGAUGAGGUUCGACAACGCCUACUACAAGGACCUGGUCGCGCGGCGCGGCCUCCUCACCUCCGACCAGGCGCUCUACGGCUGCGGUGGGCCGCUGGACCAUCUGGUGGAGAUGUACAGCAAGGAUGGCGAGGCGUUCGCCUACGACUUUGCCAAGGCUAUGGUGAAGAUGGGGGACAUACCGCCUCCGCCAGGAAUGCCAGUGGAAGUGAGGCUCAAGUGCUCGAUGGUGAAUUAUCGAAGAACUAAUAGAAAAUGA